AUGGCGGAGAGUAAAAUUAAAGCAAAGGGUGAGAGUAAUGACAAAUCAGCGGGGAAGCAAGUUUUGGAAGUUGACGAAGCAACUUUAAAAGGUAAGGAGACUUAAAAAUGGUGAUAUUGAAGGCUUUCUGCCAAAAGGCCUUCCUACCAAAUAAACAACAAUCCUGAAAUAUGCGACAUUGAAAUUUUCUAACGUCAUAUUUCAAACAGCCUGCGUACCUUCAAUACAGGCGAAUCUUUGUUUACAUUUUCUGCCUCAUUAACAUAUGCUCAUCAUUAUCCGAUGAAGCUAAUAAAAUAAAACCCUGAAAAUUGAAAAAGUAUAACAAUUUCAGUUAUCUCUGAAAAUUAAGCCCGAUAAACCGAAUGGUUUCGGAGAAAUUCUCCUUUAAAAACUAGAAAUUUCUCAAAGAAUGUAUUAGAUGGCUCAUUAACUUUUUUGCCACCCAGCAAUUUCGCAGUUUUAGAUGACUGAUAUUUCCUUCAACAUUGCUUUUAAUAAGCAGAAAAUUUCACAAAUUGUUUUAGUUAAUCAGCUAUUUCAAUUUUUGAAUUUAGUUGGUAUAUUCGGCCACAGCUUCUUUGUGUUAAGUCGUCCGCUAAUCCGGAAAAAUGUAAACAAUGACGUCAGCAAAGAUUCGUCUUUACAGCGUGCAGACGGGCUAUACUAACGGGUCAGCUGAACGGAGAUUGAAUUUGAACUCAACAAGUGAAACAACCUGCCUAAAAAAAACCCCCAAAUCUCUAUUUCAACACGGUAAAAAUUCAUCAGGUUUUUUUUGGUACAAUAUACAAAAAAUAUACAAAGUAAACGAGUAAAGAAUGCAUUAAGCUCCCUUUGGUACACUAAUAAUAUUCCCGAUAUUUCAUUUGAUUCAUUUUUAGCAAUAGCAGAGGUGUUCAAUAAUGAAGGUAAUGAAGCAUACAGUAAAGAAGAUAACAGCAAUGCCCUUUACUUUCAUACGGAGGGAAUUAAAGUGAACUGCAAGGACGAAGAACCCCUUGCUGAACUGUACGGUAACAGGGCGGAAAAGACGACUUUCAAAUGUUCAAAGUUUACCGGCAUAUUAAAAUACGUAUGCUUACGAUUGUCCAGACAAGGGUACAGUCGACUCUCUAUUAACGGACACCUCUAUAAGACGGACACCUCUGUAAAAUGGACACAUAGAGUUGGUCCCUGCCUUUCUUUACUCCCUUUAUUUGACUCUCUAUAAGACGGACAUCUCUCUAAGACGGACACUUAGUGCCGGUCCCAAAGAUGUCCGUGUUAGAGAGAGUUCACUGUACAUGCCAUGCAGUACAUUUCAAAUGUUCUUUUUCGCCAUGACUAUCAUAACAACGUUUAAAAGAUUUUUUUACUCUUUCUUUGUUCAUUGACUGUUGAAAAAAAAAAAGAUUCAUUUCGGGUAGGUGGAGAAGGGUGGAAGUACAAGAUUUGAGCAAUCAGCAUAAAUACGUCUGUAUCACAUCAUGGCUCUCCUGAUUUACGUUAUUACGUAUUUACACAAUUUCAGGUGAUUUCCCAAAAGAAAACGAUUUCCUUCAGAAGGAUGUCAGUACCGCAAAAGAGAUUGAAAAUAAAAGAUCAGAAGGAAUGGGUUACAUCAAGCUUGGCUGUGUGUGUCGUGACUCUCGCUGUGAUUUCAGAAAAGCAAUCGAGUUCAAUCAGCAAGGUCUAGUUAUCGCUAAGGAGGUCGGAGACAAAGAGUUAGAAGGAAAGGCGUAUGGGCACCUUGGUCAUGCGUAUUCUUCUCUUUGUGAUUUCCCAAAAGCAGUCGAGUUCUAUCAGAAGGAGGUCAGUAUCGCAAAAGAGAUUAAUAAUAAAGAAUCACAAAAAGAGGGAUACAUCAAGCUUGGCGUUGUGUACUGUGACGACCUCGGUGAUUUCAGAAAAGCAAUCGAGUUCUUUCAGCAAGGUCUAGCUAUCGCUAAAGAUGUCGGAGCGAAAGAAUCAGAAGGAAGGGCGUAUUGGAACCUUGGUAUUGCGUAUUCUUCUCUCUACGAUUUCCCAAAAGCAAUCGAGUUCUAUCAGAAGAAUGUCAGUAUCUCAAAAGAGGUUGAAGAUAAAAAAUCAGAAGAAAAGGGAUACAUCAACCUUGCCUGGGUGUAUUCCUCCCGUGGUGAUUACAGAGAAGUAAUUGAGUUCUAUCAGCAGGGUCUAACUAUCGCUAAAGAGGUCGGAGACAACGAGGCAGAGGAGAGGGCGUAUUGGAAGCUUGGUGGUGGGUAUGCCUCUCCCCAUGAUUUCCCAAAAGCAGUCGAGUUCUAUCAGAAGGAGGUCAGUAUCGCAAAAGAGAUUUAUAAUAAAGAAUCACAAAAAGAGGGAUACAUCAAGCUUGGCGUUGUGUACUGUGACGACCUCGGAGAUUUCAGAAAAGCAAUCGAGUUCUUUCAGCAAGGUCUAGCUAUCGCUAAAGAUGUCGGAGCGAAAGAAUCAGAAGGAAGGGCGUAUUGGAACCUUGGUAUUGCGUAUUCUUCUCUCUACGAUUUCCCAAAAGUAAUCGAGUUCUAUCAGAAGAAUGUCAGUAUCGCAAAAGAGGUUGAAGAUCAAAAAUCAGAAGAAGAGGGAUACAUCAACCUUGCCUGGGUGUAUUCCUCCCGCGGUGAUUACAGAGAAGCAAUUGAGUUCUAUCAGCAGGGUCUAACUAUCGCUAAAGAGGUCGGAGACAAACGGACAGAGAACAUGGCGUAUUGGAACCUUGGUGGGUCUCUUUAUGAUUUCCCAAAAACAAUCGAGUUCUAUCAGAAGAAUGUCAGUAUCGCAAAAGAGAUUGGAGAUAAAGAAUCAGAAGGAGACGGAUACAUCAACCUUGGCGUUGUGUACUGUGACGACCUCGGUGAUUUCAGAAAAGCAAUCGAGUUCUUUCAGCAAGGUCUAGCUAUCGCUAAGGAGGUCGGAGACAAAGAAUCAGAAGGAAGUGCGUAUUGGAACCUUGGUAUUGCGUAUUCUUCUCUUUAUGAUUUCUCAAAAGUGAUAGAGUUCUAUCAGAAGAAUGUCAGUAUCGCAAAACAAGUUGAAGAUAAAAAAUCAGAAGAAAAGGGAUACAUCAACCUUGCCCGGGUGUAUUCCUCCCAUGGUGAUUACAGAAAAGCAACUGAGUUCUAUCAGCAGGGUCUAACUAUCGCUAAAGAGGUCGGAGACAAAGAGACAGAGGAGAGGGCGUAUGGGAAGCUUGGUGGUGCGUAUGCCUCUCUCUAUGAUUUCCCAAAAGCAAUCGAGUUCUAUCAGAAGAAUGUCAGUAUCGCAAAAGAGAUUGGAAAUAAAAAAUCAGAAGAAAUGGGUUACAACUGGCUUGGUUGUGUGUACUGCGACGACCUCGGUGAUUUCAGCAAGAACUAGCUAUCGUUCAAGCGUUUGAAGAAAUAAGGGAUCUCCAAAACAAAGAUGAAUGGAAAAUCAGGUUUCACGAAGGAUAUGAAGUUUAUUCUUCUUUAUGGUGUCCUCUUUUAGCAAAAGGCAAGAUCACCGAGGCACUUUUUACAGUUGAACAUGCACGAGCACGAGCUCUCAGGGGCCUUAUGGAAUCAAACUAUGGAGUGAAAUCGGCCCCGUCAUCUUCGGAAGACCUAAUAGAAAGAAUGUCUCGUAUUUCAAGCCAUAAUUCAUCAUCAACGAUAUUUCUUGCGGAACGCUACGAGACGUUGAAUUUCUGGGUACUACUGAAGGGACAGCAGUGUCAGUUUGUGCGAAAAGAAAUCAAUCAGACCUUGACCAGUUUGAAGAACGAAACAUACAAACAAAUUGGUGUGAGAGGUUUCAGAUGCGAGGAACGCUUCUUGGACGAUCCUUUAGAUGAAGAGAAGAAAGGGUUGCCUGAUAGGGCUAGUACAGAAGAGAAAGAAUCAACGUCAUCGCAAGAAGAUUUAAAAGCAUUGUCUGACGUAGUGAUCGCUCCGAUUUCACACUUGAUAAAAGGUGACGAGCUUAUCAUUGUCCCCGAUGGUCCAUCUUUUUUGAUUCCUUAUGUUGCCCUUGUAGACCAACAUUCCAGAUUUUUGUCUGAAACGCUGAGAAUUCGCAUGGUCCCAUCGCUAAGCAUUUUAAUGCUUUUGGAAGAGUGUCCGGAAAAGUAUCAUAGUACAUCUGGUGCACUGCUGGUUGGAAAUCCGUGGGUGGAAACUGUGCGCCUUAAAGGCUGCAGACCGUUUCCGCAGCUCCCUGGUGCCGAGGAAGAGGUAAAAAUGAUUGGACAGAUACUUAACACUGAGCCCCUCACUGGAAAGAAUGCCACAAAAGAUCAAGUGUUAAGCAGGCUCAACUCAGUGUCCUUAGUCCACAUUGCAGCUCAUGGUCAUCAAGAAACCGGUGAAAUUAUCUUGUCUCCCAAUCUUCCUGGUUCCAAAAGGCCCAAAGAGGAAGACUUUCUUUUGACGAGGGCAGAUGUAUUAAACGCCAAAUUGCACGCCAAGCUUGUUGUCCUGAGCUGCUGUAACAGUGGGAGGGGGGAAAUCAACUCAGAGGGCGUGGUUGGAAUUGCACGUGCCUUUCUGGGAGCCGGUGCGCGUUCUGUUAUUGCUUCACUGUGGGCAAUUGACGACAAGGCCACUCUGGCGUUUAUGGAAGUCUUUUACGAGCAUUUAGCGGCAGGGCAAAGCGCAAGUACGUCCCUCCACCAAGCCAUGAAAUGGAUGCGAAAGUGUAAACUUUUCAUGGCUGUGAAGCAGUGGGCGCCAUUUAUGCUGAUUGGCGAUGACGUGACAUUGACUCUGGGCCAACAGAGGUGA
Molecule: messenger RNA, 4724 nt
Organism: Porites lobata
Lineage: Eukaryota; Metazoa; Cnidaria; Anthozoa; Scleractinia; Poritidae
Source: the annotation of a GenBank genome assembly